CUUUGAGAGCUGCAGGCGGAUCCACGUAGAAAGGGGGCGUCUUAAAUCAGAGACGACCAUUCAAAACCGGCAGAAGGAAAAAAAAAAAAGAAAAAAGAAGCAACACCCCGAUCCAUCCAUCCAUCUCUUCUCCCAGAUCACUCAGCACCCACCGGUGGCCCACCAACGAGAGACCCGCAGAGAAAACACCAAGAUGGCCCCGAUCUCCAUCAAAACCGUGCUGAUUAGUGAAAGUGUCGACCCUCGCUGCAAGGCGAUUCUGGAGGAAAAUGGCAUCCGAGUCACGGAGAAGCAGAACAUGACUAAGGAUGAAUUAAUCGCGGAGAUAGAGGACUAUGAUGGCCUCGUGGUUAGAUCUGCAACCAAGGUAACAGCUGAUGUUAUCAGUGCUGCUAAUAAUCUCCAAAUUAUUGGAAGAGCUGGGACCGGUGUGGACAACGUAGAUGUUCCUGCCGCUACCAAAAAGGGCAUUAUUGUCAUGAACACGCCGAGUGGCAACACGAUCAGUGCUGCUGAGCUGACAUGUGCUCUGCUCAUGAGCCUCUCAAGAAAUGUGCCACAAGCAGCGAUGUCAAUGAAGCAAGGAAACUGGGAUCGCAAGAAGUUCAUGGGCGCAGAGCUGUACGGCAAAGUGCUCGGAAUAGUCGGACUUGGAAGAAUAGGAAAGGAGGUCGCCUCGAGGAUGCAGUCAUUUGGCAUGAGGACUAUUGGCUAUGAUCCAAUCACUCCUCCAGAGGUGUCAGCCAGCUGGGGAGUGGAACAGAUGUCUCUGGAGCAGCUCUGGCCCCAGUGUGACUACAUCACUGUCCACACUCCCCUGUUGCCCUCUACUGUCGGUCUGCUUAACGAUGAAAGCUUUGCCAAGUGCAAGAAAGGCGUGAAGGUUGUGAACUGUGCAAGAGGGGGCAUCAUCGAUGAGGAGGCUCUGCUCAGAGCCUUGGAGUCUGGACAGUGUGGAGGAGCAGGCCUUGACGUCUUUGUGGAGGAGCCACCUAAGAACCACUCACUGGUGGAGCAUCCCAAUGUCAUCAGCUGCCCUCACCUGGGAGCCAGUACGAAGGAGGCUCAGGCUCGCUGUGGGGAGGACAUUGCCCUGCAGAUCGUGGACAUGGUGAAGGGAAAGAACCUGGUCGGAGCAGUAAAUGCUCAGGUCUUGGCUAGCACGUUCUCCCAGGAGUCGCAGCAACUGAUUAAACUCGGAGAAGCCGUUGGAUCUGUUCUUCAGUCUUUCAGCGCGUCUAAGAAACCAUUCAGUCACGUUCAAAUUACUACACAAGGGGAUUGCAUGAAGUCCUCCACUGGUUACAUGACUUCAGCUGUGCUGGUGGGUUUACUCAAUCAUGAAUCAGGAUGUUGCCCGAACCUCAUCAACGCGCUGAGCUUAGCUAAGGAAACUGGAAUCACGGUUUACCAGGCCCACUGUGCAUCUGCCGGGGCCACUGAAGGCGUGUGUAAGGUGGAGAUUGCGGCCAAUGGCUGCAGCUACAAAGCCAGCGGUUCAGUUCAAGGUGGAGCGCCUGUCCUCCUGGAGCUGUGCAACAGCGUGUUCAGACAGCCCAUCUCUCUCACUGGAAAUCUGCUGUUCUUUAAGGCCCCUGCGAAUCCUCAACUCCUGUCCUCACUGGCUGGAGUGUUGGCCACAGAGGGAGUGGAGAUUGAGUCUUUCAGUGCUCCUGCAGACCGCUCUGGGGAUCUGUGGUAUUGUGUGGGGGUGUCCUCUCUCUUGAGAGAUCUCAGUGCCUUGAACUCCGUGGUGAAGGAUGCAGCGCAGCUCAGCUUUUAAAUGACAGCGCAAAGCACUUACAGAGGCACUGAAUAGCAUUCAGGAUGUGAGAUCUGUAACAUUUUCAGGAGCGUCUAAUAUAAAUGAUCCAGUCUUUGUGUUUACAGCUAACAACUUGUGCAGAAGUUGCAGUUUAAAACCUGCAUUUUAUAACAUUCCAGUGUUUAGAUGUUUUUAUUAACUUGUAGAAGUAGAAAUUAAAUAAAAAUGUUCGUUGUACGCUGCUCAGUUUGUUGUAUGAUCCUUUUAAAGAAGACUUUCUAAUUUGAACGCCUUAUAUUUGAAUAUUUUAAAAAUACUUCACUACACAGCUCGAGUUCAGUACGACAGCCCUUCAAUAAUUCCUCUAUUAAAAUGUUCAAUGUGUGAUUUGUGUCGGUUCUAUGGGGGGGUUUUUUUGCCCCACUGUUAUUAAUUUUUGGUAAGAUUACACAGUAAAGGGCUGCACAACACAUCCCAGAGCUAGUGGCAGAAAGCUGCUUUGUAGGUUGUAGCAAGCAAGCAACAACACAACUUUUUUUCACAUGUAAAUCUGUUCCUGUGGCAUCAUGGAAAUCUCACUCACUUUAGAUCAUCUCAUCUCACUACUUUCCACUUCUAAAUAAGAAUACAUUUCAGCUCAUUGUCUCAAAACAGAGUAGCCAGAAAUAGGCAUUUACUUUCUGUAGACCUUCAGAAAAUAUGAGUCCUACCACAUGCAGUGCAUAUGCUCAGUUCUCUGAAUCCUUAAGCAAAGAUAUAUUUUACUCCAUCCUCCCAGAAAACCACAGUGGAUGCCACAGUAGUGUAUUUUUCAACAAUAAAUAAAUAAAGAGAUUAAAUAAUGGAAUCUGUGGAAUCGUUGCAUGAAAAACUUAAUUCAAUCUGUGUCCAAUCUGUGUCCGCUACCUAAUCAGUCAUGCAGUUAGUCCAGCCUACACAGCAAUCUGUUUAAUCCACAGCAAAGUGCUAUGGCUUGUGGUAAAUAUCAGAUACAACAGUCCUUCUUCUGCAUCCAUAUAUUGGAUGAUGGAUUUGAAACAAGCAUUUCACAUUUGGAUUGUUCACUUUUUAACGACCUGUU
Molecule: messenger RNA, 2846 nt
Organism: Haplochromis burtoni (Burton's mouthbrooder)
Lineage: Eukaryota; Metazoa; Chordata; Actinopteri; Cichliformes; Cichlidae
Gene: phgdh
Product: phosphoglycerate dehydrogenase
Exons: 12
Coding region: 194-1783 (529 amino acids)
Biological process (GO): L-serine biosynthetic process
Molecular function (GO): phosphoglycerate dehydrogenase activity; NAD binding
Source: RefSeq, a predicted model, not a curated record